AUUGGACGACCUGGUAUUCCGGGAUUAAAGGGUCAUCCAGGAGAGAAGGGAGCCCCAGGAGAACCGGGCAUGUCUGUUAUAGGACCCCGUGGCCCUCCUGGUCAGCCUGGAACUAGAGGUUUUCCUGGAUUCCCCGGCCCAAUAGGAUUAGACGGCAAGUCUGGUCAUCCUGGGCAAAAAGGGGAAAAAGGUGAUAUGGGUCCACCUGGCCCAAAAGGACAACCAGGGGUAGCAGGCCCUAAAGGGGAAAAGGGUCACUGUGCGGAUUACUCCCACAGGGAAUAUUUAGGCACUACUUUUGCAGCCCUACGCUCCAAUCAGAUUCUUACUUUGAAGGGAGAACAAGGACAAGCAGGAAUCCAAGGCCCACCUGGGUUACCUGGGCCACCUGGACCUCCUGGGCCACCAGGACCUCAAGGAGAUCCAGGAUUGCCUGGGGUUACAGGGCCACCUGGAAAGGCAGGGGAGUCGGGUAAACCUGGAAAAGAUGGAAAAGGAUUGCCUGGACUUCCAGGGCCUAAGGGAGAGGCAGGGACUGCAGGAAUCCCAGGAAGGAAGGGGGAAGUGGGUGAAGUUGGCCUACCAGGCUCAGUUGGGCUUCCAGGGCCUGCAGGUGCAAAGGGCGAGCAGGGAGAGUCAGGACUAAAGGGAGAAAGAGGCAUGCCGGGGAUGCCAGGGAAACAUGGAACAAAGGGUGAACCCGGAGUUUCAGGAGAAAAGGGAGAAAAGGGAGAUACAGGGAAUGCACUCAGCGGAAUUAAAGGAGAACCUGGUAAUCCAGGCCAGCCGGGACCUCCAGGACCAAAGGGAGAAGAUGGUGCUAUCGGCCAACCAGGAAUUCCAGGCCAGCAGGGGGAAAAGGGAGCUCCUGGAGUUAAGGGAGAACAAGGUGCUUCUGGACCUCGAGGUCCUAAAGGAGAAACUGGGAAAUCCAGCCUAGUGGAAUAUAAUAGCAACCUAAGUGAAGCAAUACAGGGUCCCCCUGGACCUCCAGGCCCACAGGGUUUACCGGGUCAAAAGGGUGAAAUUGGGUUACCUGGUCCUCCUGGUCAUGACGGAGACAAGGGACCUCGGGGAAAACCUGGUGAAUUAGGACCUCUCGGUCCUCCAGGAAAGGAUGGACUUCAAGGACCAAAGGGUGACACAGGUCCCAGAGGAUUACAAGGGCCAAAAGGGGAUAAAGGAGGAGUAGGACAAACAGGUUCACCUGGUCUUGAUGGCCCCAAUGGAGAGAAAGGAGAACAAGGUGACCAGGGACCUAUGGGACCCCCAGGUCUUAUGGGUCCAAUUGGGCUUCCUGGACUUACAGGAGAGAAAGGCGAGCCUGGUGAGAAAGGAGAUUCUGGAAACACGGUGUCUGGGCCUCCUGGCCCUCCAGGUGUUCCUGGGCCUGUCGGCCCUCCUGGACUUUCUGGACAGAAGGGUGAAGCAGGAGAAAGUGGUAUGAAAGGGGAGAAGGGCAGCCAGGGAGAGAAAGGAGACAAAGGACCUUUGGGUUUACCAGGAACCCCCGGACCAAUUGGUGUUCCAGGACCAGCAGGACCAAAAGGAGAAAGGGGCAAUAAAGGAGAUCCUGGUGUUGCAGGACCAACUGGACCAGUGGGGCCACCUGGACCACCUGGUGAGAAGGGAAACCGGGGGGAAAGGGGGAAGAAAGGCUCUAGGGGGCCUAAAGGGGAUAAGGGAGACCAAGGAGCGCCUGGAUUAGAUGCACCGUGCCCAUUGGGAGAAGAUGGUUUACCAGUUCAAGGCUGCUGGAAUAAGUGAUCGUUCUAACCUGGGAUUGUCCUGUGUGUCUGUACAUAGAAUAUUUAUUUUUAUACAGUGUUCCGUAGAAAAAAACAACAUAUCAAACUUUAUGCAUUUUGUACAGAAAUACUAAAAUAGGUGUUGUCCCUUUUUUUUAAGCAUUUGUGUAUAUUGUUUGUUUUUUGCUUUUCUAAUAUUUGUGAAGAAAUGCUGCUGUAUUUGCAUGAUAUUUGUGCACAUUUAUUAAAUAAUGCUUUUGUUAAGUUAUUAUACUUUGGUGCCAAAAGAACAUCAGAGAAAUGAUAAACGCUUUCCUGAGUAUGAUGGUUAAUAAAAAAUAAAGUAAAUUGAUGAAUGAAA
Hyla sarda is the source of this 2109-nucleotide messenger RNA. Its product is annotated as collagen alpha-1(XIII) chain-like. The coding region runs from base 70 to 1767 and encodes 565 amino acids. The transcript has 36 exons. Lineage: Eukaryota; Metazoa; Chordata; Amphibia; Anura; Hylidae. The record is from RefSeq and is a predicted model, not a curated record.